Dromaius novaehollandiae (emu) is the source of this 7633-nucleotide messenger RNA. RefSeq names its product neogenin 1 (gene NEO1). NCBI's taxonomy places the organism in Eukaryota, Metazoa, Chordata, Aves, Casuariiformes, Dromaiidae. The transcript has 29 exons. The coding region runs from base 368 to 4717 and encodes 1449 amino acids. Gene Ontology annotation, biological process: axon guidance; neuron migration; cell-cell adhesion. Gene Ontology annotation, cellular component: plasma membrane; axonal growth cone; cell surface. Gene Ontology annotation, molecular function: protein binding. The record is from RefSeq and is a predicted model, not a curated record.
GGGGGGCGGGCCGGUGGGUGGGAGCGAGGGGGAGGAGCGCGCGCGGCGGGCGCCCCUCUGGCUCCGUGCGAGGGAGCCGCGGAGCCCGGCGCUGGGACCGGCCCGCGAUGGAGUGAGCGCGGCCGCUCGCUCGCUCGCUCCCUCCCUGCCCGCUCGGCGGCCGCGCUCCGGGGAGGCCGCGCGUCCCCCCCUCCCCGCCGGGCUCCCGGCGCCCGCUGAGGACCAGCCCCCUGCGCAGGGUGCCGCAGGGGCGCAGCGCGGCGGCCGAGGAGCGCGGAGCGCGGCCGGGGCGGCCGGCAGGCAGGAGCAGCCCCCGGGGGAGGGGCCGGCGCUGGGUGCCCGGCUGCCGGGCGCGGGGAGCGGAGCGAUGGCGGCGGGGAGAGCCCGGCGGCUGCUCGGCUCCCUCUGGAUCGCCCUCCUGCUCCUCGGGCAGCCGGGCCCGGCCGGCGCCGCCGCGCGCAGCAGCUCGCAGAGCCUCCUCGCAGGAUCUGCUGUGAGGACCUUCACUCCUUUCCACUUUCUGGUGGAGCCAACGGACGUUCUGUCAGUCCGCGGCGCUUCCGUCGUCAUGAACUGCUCAGCUUAUUGUGAGACUUCACCAAAAAUUGAAUGGAAAAAAGAUGGGACUUUCCUAAACUUGGUGUCGGAUGACCGUCGGCACUUGCUACCGGAUGGAUCUUUAUUAAUAAACAGUGUGGUGCAUUCCAAACACAAUAAACCCGAUGAAGGAUAUUAUCAAUGUGUGGCGACUGUGGAUAGCCUAGGGACCAUUGUAAGCAGAACAGCAAAGCUCACAGUAGCGGGUCUUCCCAGGUUCACCAGUCAGCCAGAAUCAUCAUCUGUCUACAGAGGAAGCAGUGCAAUCCUUAACUGUGAAGUCAAUGUUGACCUUGCACCAUUCGUGAGGUGGGAGCAGGACCGUCAGCCAGUCUUUCUGGAUGAUCGCGUGUUUAAAUUACCAAGUGGAGCGCUAAUUAUUAGCAAUGCUACUGAUACGGAUGGAGGACUGUAUCGUUGCAUUAUUGAAAGUGGUGGGACCCCCAAAUACAGCGAAGAGGCAGAGCUCAAAGUUCUUCCAGAUCCAGAGGUGCCGCGGAACUUGAUGUUUCUGAGGCAGCCGUCUUCUCUCACUAAAGUUACGGGGCAAAGUGCAGUUUUCCCAUGUGUUGCGGUAGGAUUUCCAACGCCGUAUAUCAGGUGGACAAGGAAUGAAGAAGAGCUCAUCACAGAAGGCUAUGAAAGACUUCUUUUACUUGCGGGAGGGAGCCUGGAGAUCCGUGAGGUUGCGGAGGACGACGCUGGGACGUAUUCCUGCAUAGCCGACGCCGGGAACGAGACGGUCGAAGCUCAGGCAGAGCUUUCGGUUCAAGUUCCUCCGGAGUUUCUGAAGCGGCCUGCGAAUAUAUAUGCGCAUGAAUCUAUGGACAUUGUGUUUGAGUGCGAGGUGACAGGGAAACCUACUCCGACUGUGAAAUGGGUCAAGAAUGGCGACAUGGUGAUCCCGAGCGACUACUUCAAAAUUGUUAAAGAACAUAAUCUGCAAGUUUUGGGUCUGGUGAAAUCAGACGAGGGAUUCUAUCAGUGCAUUGCAGAAAAUGAUGUUGGAAACGCACAGGCUGGAGCCCAGCUGAUAAUACUUGACCUUGAUGUUGCCAUCCCAACAUUACCUCCCACUUCACUGACCAGUGCCACUAAUGACCAUCUAGCACCAGCAACAACUGGACCAUUGCCUUCAGCCCCGCGGGAUGUUGUGGCCACCCUCGUCUCCACUCGCUUCAUCAGACUGACGUGGCGGACGCCCGCAUCAGACCCUCAAGGGGACAACCUCACCUAUUCAAUCUUCUACACCAAGGAAGGUAUAAACAGGGAACGUGUCGAAAACACAAGUCGUCCUGGAGAGAUGCAAGUGACGAUCCAAAACCUGAUGCCGGAAACAGUUUAUGUCUUCAGAGUUGUGGCUCAAAACAAGCACGGCCCCGGAGAGAGCUCGGUGCCCCUGAAGGUGGCAACCCAGCCCGAGGUUCAGCUUCCUGGUCCAGCACCCAAUAUCCGAGCAUAUGCCAGCUCCCCCACGUCGGUCACUGUCACAUGGGAAACGCCGUUGUCUGGCAAUGGCGAAAUCCAGAACUACAAGCUCUACUACAUGGAGAAGGGCCAGGACAACGAGCAGGAUGUUGAUGUAGGAGGCCUUUCCUAUACCAUUAACGGAUUAAAGAAGUAUACAGAGUAUAGUUUCCGAGUGGUCGCUUACAAUAAACACGGUCCUGGAGUCUCUACCCAAGAUGUUGUUGUACGAACACUGUCAGACGUCCCCAGCGCUCCACCACAGAAUCUCACCCUGGAGGUGCGCAAUUCCAAGAGCAUCAUGCUGCAGUGGCAGCCUCCGCCUCCAGGAACACACAGCGGACAAAUCACCGGCUACAAAAUUCGCUACCGUAAAGUGUCCCGUAAGAGCGAUGUAACAGAGAGCAUUGGUGGGACACAGCUUUUUCAGCUAAUUGAAGGUCUCGAACGUGGUACAGAGUACAGCUUCCGCGUAGCUGCCUUGACUGUUAACGGCACUGGACCGGCUACUGACUGGAUAUCGGCAGAAACGUUUGAGAGUGAUCUAGAUGAAACUCGUGUUCCCGAAGUUCCAAGUUCCUUGCACGUCCGCCCACUUGUCACCAGUAUCGUAGUAAGCUGGACUCCUCCUGAAAACCAGAACAUUGUGGUAAGAGGAUAUGCUAUAGGGUACGGCAUUGGCAGCCCCCACGCGCAGACCAUCAAGGUGGACUAUAAACAGAGAUAUUACACCAUUGAGAACUUAGACCCCAGCUCCCACUACGUCAUAACUCUGAAAGCGUUUAACAACGUCGGUGAAGGAAUCCCUCUGUAUGAGAGCGCGGUGACCAGGCCUCACUCAGACACUUCCGAGGUUGAUUUGUUUGUUAUUAAUGCUCCAUACACUCCAGUGCCAGAUCCGUCUCCCAUGAUGCCACCGGUGGGAGUUCAGGCUUCCAUCCUGAGUCAUGACACCAUCAGGAUCACUUGGGCAGACAACUCUCUGCCAAAGAACCAGAAGAUCACAGAUGCUCGCUACUACACAGUUCGCUGGAAAACCAAUAUUCCUGCAAAUACGAAGUACAAGACUGCAAAUGCAACCACUUUGAGCUAUUUAGUGACCGGGUUAAAACCAAAUACCUUGUACGAAUUCUCUGUGAUGGUGACGAAAGGGCGACGAUCGAGUACCUGGAGUAUGACAGCACAUGGGACAACUUUUGAAUUAGUUCCUACUUCUCCUCCUAAAGAUGUAACUGUGGUGAGCAAGGAGGGAAAACCUCGGACAAUAAUUGUAAACUGGCAGCCUCCGUCUGAAGCCAAUGGCAAAAUUACAGGAUACAUCAUUUACUACAGUACAGAUGUGAAUGCUGAAAUACAUGAUUGGGUUAUUGAACCUGUCGUGGGAAACAGACUGACCCAUCAGAUACAAGAAUUAACCCUUGAUACACCCUAUUAUUUCAAAAUCCAGGCUCGCAACUCCAAGGGCAUGGGGCCUAUGUCUGAGGCAGUUCAGUUCAGAACCCCGAAAGCUGAAUCCUCAGAUAAAAUGCCUAAUGAUCAAGCUUCAGGAUCUGCAGGAAAAGGAAGCCGCCCAGUGGACCUAGGGCCAGAUUACAAACCACCGCUCGGUGGCAGUAACAGUCCCCACGGAAGUCCUACCUCUCCCUUGGAUAGCAACAUGCUUCUUGUCAUCAUAGUGUCUGUUGGAGUGAUUACCAUUGUGAUAGUGGUGAUAGUUGCUGUCUUCUGCACUCGUCGUACUACUUCUCACCAGAAAAAGAAACGAGCUGCCUGCAAAUCAGUGAACGGGUCCCAUAAGUACAAAGGAAACUCCAAAGAUGUCAAGCCUCCUGACCUUUGGAUCCAUCAUGAAAGACUGGAGCUAAAACCCAUUGAUAAAUCUCCAGAUCCCAAUCCAAUCAUGACAGAUACCCCAAUCCCUCGCAACUCCCAGGACAUCACCCCAGUUGACAAUUCCAUGGAUAGCAAUAUCCAUCAAAGGCGGAAUUCCUACAGAGGGCAUGAGUCAGAGGAUAGCAUGUCCACACUGGCAGGAAGAAGGGGGAUGAGGCCCAAGAUGAUGAUGCCUUUUGAUUCUCAGCCACCUCAGCCUGUGAUUAGUGCUCAUCCCAUCCAUUCACUCGAUAACCCUCACCAUCAUUUCCACUCCGGCAGCCUCGCUUCUCCAACUCGCAGCUAUCUCCAUCACCAGGUCAACCCGUGGCCGCUUGGCACAUCCAUGUCCCAUUCAGACAGGGCCAAUUCCACAGAAUCUGUUCGAAAUACACCUAGCACAGACACCAUGCCGGCUUCCUCGUCUCAGACGUGUGCUGACCAUCAGGAUCCAGAAAGCACCACGGGCACUUAUCUGGCAAACGCGCAAGAGGAGGACUCGGCUCAGAACCUCCCGACUGCGCACGUCCGUCCUUCGCACCCGCUGAAGAGCUUCGCAGUGCCGGCCGUCCCCGCAGCUGGUCCCGCGUACGAUCCCGCGCUGCCAAGCACACCGUUACUGACUCAGCAAGCUCCUAACCAUCCAGUUCACUCGGUGAAGACUGCGUCGAUCGGGACUUUGGGAAGAACUCGACCUCCUAUGCCAGUGGUGGUUCCCAGUGCCCCCGACAUGCAGGAGACUACCAGGAUGCUCGAGGACUCGGAAAGCGUAGAAUUAUGAACCGGAUGAGCUGACCAAAGAGAUGGCCCACCUGGAAGGACUUAUGAAGGACCUUAAUGCCAUCACUACAGCAUGACCGCCUUCACCAGGACAUGACUCCAAAUCCAGUUUCACAAGUCUUGGGACUCAGCCUUGGAACACAAGGAAUUGUACAGAAAAAAAAACAGAAAAAAAAAGAGAGACAGCACAUGAGAGCAUACCCAGCAAGCAAACCAACCAACCAGUGCAUUUGUGCUACAGCUGGUCAAAGAGAUGACCCUGCUUGUCAUCAUCCUGCAAUGAAGUCAUUGCCAAGUUGAAUUCUAGUUACCUGCUGAGACCAUGCAGGAUGGGACGCAUCAGGCUGAAAUCUAGCAUCCAGACAGCAGGAAGAAAAGUGGACUUGACUUUUUUUUUUCUGGUCAGGUUUUGUCUCAGUGGUGUGAUUGCCCUGCCUUUUCAGUGUUGGACAUUCGCAUUUAUGUACAAUUUUAUUUGUGUUUUUAUUUUAUCUUUUUUUUUAUAAAAAGGAAAAAAAUAUUGUAAUCAAAAAAAAAGAAACUGUUGUUUUCCACAGCCUAGGCUGAUGUUUGACUGCUUGUUCUAUUGUGUAUGAAAAUUCAUUGCCAGUGUGGGUUGUUCUGUUUUGUUUUUUAUUCUGCGUAUAAUUAUGUCCCCUUCUGGCAGUUAAUCCAUGGCCUUUUGGGAUGCUGCACUGCUAUUUGUAAGCUUUUUUAUUAUUUUUAUAUUAUAAUUAUUAAAAGCCUGACUUUCUCCUCUCAUCACUGUGAGAUUACCAGUCUGUUUGAAUUGAAAUGUAAUUUGAAAGGCUUGUUUGUCGCUUUUUGUGCAGUUUCAAUAUUUUGAGUGGGGAAAAGUAGAUGGGGAAGGGGAGGGGAGCCAGGGGAAGGUUUCAUUAUUGUUGUUUUCUUGUCUUUCUAUACUGACUUGAAAGACUGAAGAAAAUGAGAGCAUCUUCUGUAACGUCUUUCCUUGUAACUUCAGCAUACUGUGUCUCUGGUUACUGAAUUGCAGUGAGAGUCUCAUUUAGAAACUUUUUUUAAAAAAUUCCUUCUGUAAAGUAGGGUUCCUUAUGUUUAGAUGACACUACAGCUUAUUUUGGCAACAGUGCUCCAUUUUGUUGUUGUUAGUUUAAAGAUCGCAUCAUGAAACUUUAAGGUGCAAGCUGAGCGCUCGUUCAGCAUGGAGAGCGAACUUAGCGCGGGCAGCAGUGCGCAGCGCAGCACAGCACAGCACUUCUCUGCCGGCGGGGCCGGGGUCUCGCCUCCCCGCAGCGCCUGGAAGCAGAGAGCUGUGGACCCUUGUACUCAGCAGCAUAUCAUGCCCUGCCUUUGAACACACAGCCCGGCCACAGGAUCCUUCAGCAGCAAGACCGACCCCGGUGCAAUUUCUCUCUCCCAGGCCAUUUAAACAGUGCUUUGAGAUGAGUCCUUGUCAGCGCAAGGGCUCUCGGGAGACAUAAGCAAGGCAAAAUGUAUUUUUUUACACUUUUGAAACCUUUUGAAAGAAAACAGUAUUAGUGACUCAGGUGCUGUUCUAGGAAGGAAGGAAAGUUAAAAGGGAACUCCUGCACAAGGGGGAGGGAAAAUGUUUUUUUUAUUUUCUCCUUGUGUGAUAGCUUGGCUCUGCCAUCCUCUGUGAUGAGGAAUGGCAUAAAAGGAAGAACUGUAUUUUAGUAGAAAAAAAAAGAAAAAAUAAAACCCAGCUGCCCAAGAAACUCAUGUGCACAUUUUCAUUUUUAAGAUGAAAGGAAACCCAAAACUUACUGAUGCUUUCAUAUGGAGAAUCUGUUCCUCCCGAGUGAGUGGAUAUAUGAUCUUGAAAGCUCAGCAUUAAGGAUGGAGGAAGCGCAGCCAACAGGCGUUGCAGAUGCAGAACGCUUCUGCCAUAGUCCCCAGCUCCUCUGCUCGAUGGCUGCGCCUGUUGGGACAUUAACAGGAAAUAUUAGAAUGUGUUUAGAUUAAAAAAAAACAAACAAAAAAACAAAAAACACACUCGAUAGUCAAAUGGAUAAAAGAAGGGGAAAAAAAAAAAAAGCUAAAGCUGAACUCUGGGCCAGUUUUCUUAGACCCUGUCGCUAAGGCAAAGGAGAGCCAGUGAAUUGUCCCGCACAGCAAUAGGUAUUUGGGUUGUAGUUUUACUUUCUUUCUUUUCCUGGACUCUUUGUGUUGCCAUUUCUAGCAAACUUGCUGGGUUUAUUUAUUAUUUGAGGGAGGGGAGGGACUCGAUUAAUUGGAGCACCAUGGGCCACCUAAAAAAAUUCAUGUUUGGACUUUUAAUUGAUACAAUUCAGGGCAAAAUAAGCUACAGAAUAUGUAUUUAAAUAAUAAAGUACACACCCUGUCCUGAAAGGAAGGGUAUAUGUUUUCCUUUGCCUAUUUUUUACCUAUACCCAAAGAAAUACCAUCAUACAUACACAGUAUUCUUAGCUGGUGGGUCUUUGUGAAUAUUACUUAUGUAUAACACCAUGAAUGUUAAUAUUGUCAUUGAAUUUGGGGAGGGGAAUAUUUUUAAUGAUAAAACAACUGUUCAAAGUUGGUUUUUUAAGGUUAAACUGAAGAAAACAUUUAUUCAAUUCAGUGUACAAUCUGUAUUGCACUUUUUCACAUUUUAAUGCUACGUUUUCUUACAUAUCCUGUGAUUUUAAAUUUGGAACAUUGUGUAUCCUUGUAGUGUCAUAGUCAAGCUGUUAAGUGGCAGCUUCCCUCAGAGCUAUUUGGGGAAAAAAAGCAAACCUGUAUAUUGUUUUAUGAUUCUCAUGUAGGAUGAUUUUGAGGACUGCUGUAGACGUCUACCUUUCUGUACAAUUUUUUUGCUUUUCUGUAGUAUUGCUGUAUACUCUAUGGCUUUUUUUAAUAACUUCAUGUUUAUUAUUUUGUAUUGGACAUCCAAUACACUUUUUUUAAUCCAAUCAAA